Molecule: messenger RNA, 998 nt
Organism: Microplitis demolitor
Lineage: Eukaryota; Metazoa; Arthropoda; Insecta; Hymenoptera; Braconidae
Product: tetratricopeptide repeat protein 36
Exons: 3
Coding region: 187-723 (178 amino acids)
Biological process (GO): cilium assembly
Molecular function (GO): protein binding
Source: RefSeq, a predicted model, not a curated record
AAUUUAAAUACUGGUCAAACCACCUUAGCAUUGAAGAUUAUUUUUCCAUGACGCAACGGGUUGUUUAUUUAAACGGCGAGUUAAUUUCAAUUAAAACUUGAUAGUAAGAAUAUUUAAAUGCGCAAGAACAGUCAGUUGACGCAGAUAUUUCGUUGAAUAUAUAUUUAAUUGUGAGUAGAAAGUCCCAUGGAGCAGUUGAGCGAACACGACAAAAGUGUUUUGGACGUGAUCUUUGAUCCGCUUCAGCUCAUGUCAUCCGGUCAAAAUUUAAACCAGCCGGAAGACCAAGUAACUGAUAAAAUAAAUGAUCAAGAGAUUGUGGAGUUGGUGAAACGAGCAAUCGAGACAGCAGAAUGUGGAGAGCUAGAUAAAGCUCUUAAUUUUUUUGAUAAAGCGAUUGCCAAAGCUCCAGAUUGUCCUUCAAUUUUAAAUGAUCGGGCUCAAGCUCUUCGACUUGCAGGCAGAGUUGAUGAGGCUUUGAAAGACUUGGAUCAAGCUGUGACAAUGAGUGGCGGCCGAGGGAAAGCCGGCACAAAGGCGCUGUGUCAGCGUGGGUUACUCCAUCGUCUCGAAGGCCGUGAAGAUGAUGCCAAAAGAGACUUUCAAGCAGCUGCCAACAAUGGAUCUGCCUUUGCGCGUAAUCAGUUAGUUAAUUUAAAUCCUUACGCUGCAAUGUGUAACGCAAUGCUCAGAGAAAUGACUUCUAAAUCAGUUAAUUUAUAAAUAAAGCAACAAUGCGUCGAUCGUUUAAAAUUUCCAUCAACAUCUAGGAAGUAUAAUAUAGGAAAAUAAAAUAAAAUAAAAUAGAUAGUAAUCUAAUGUCAUGUGUCAGAACCCCCGUAGGCCGCACGUGUUUUUGACAGCGGCAGCUGAUGCACGCAAGUUAAAAAUUAUUCUGACACAAAACUAACGGUCCCAGCUGUUGGAUCCUUCCUCAAUGUGUAUUCAGGAUUUAAAUAACUCUGUCACAGAAGGUCACACAAAAUCUAUUCAAUAAA